CUAUAAAAUUGGGCGCUCCCGCCGGCCCCAGAGCGCACACACACUCUCUGCUUCAGCUUACCAGCAGAACAACACAUACAGAUAGGGAGAGUGAGAUAGAAAGACGGAGAGAGAUAUCAGAUCGAGAGCAAUGGGAAUUCCUGCUAAUGCUACUGCUUCGUUCAGCUUCCCGGUGAUCAACAUGGAGAAGCUUGAGACCCAGGAGAGGGGCGCCGCCAUGGGGGUCAUCGGCGACGCCUGCGAGAACUGGGGCUUCUUCGAGCUGCUGAACCAUGGCAUCUCGCACGAGCUGCUGGACGAGGUGGAGCGGGCGAGCAAGGCCCACUACGCGGCGUGCCGGGAGGAGCAGUUCAAGGAGUUCGCGGCGAAGACGCUGGAGGCCGGCGAGAAGGGCGCCGACGUGAAGGACGUGGACUGGGAGAGCACCUUCUUCGUCCGCCACCUCCCUGCCUCCAACCUCGCCGACCUGCCCGACCUCGACCACCACUACAGGCAAGUGAUGAAGGAAUUCGCGGCGGAGAUCGAGAAGCUGGCGGAGAAGGUGCUGGACCUGCUGUGCGAGAACCUGGGUCUGGAGCUGGGCUACCUGAAGCAGGCCUUCGCCGGUUCCUGGGGCCCGACGUUCGGCACCAAGGUCAGCAGCUACCCGCCGUGCCCGCGGCCGGACAUGGUGGACGGCCUACGCGCGCACACCGACGCCGGCGGCGUCAUCAUGCUUUUCCAGGACGAUCAGGUCAGCGGGCUCCAGCUGCUCAAGGACGGAGCAUGGGUCGACGUGCCGCCCAUGCGCCACGCCAUAGUCGUCAACAUCGGCGACCAGCUGGAGGUGAUCACCAAUGGGCGGUACAAGAGCGUGAUGCACCGCGUGCUCACCCGACCCGACGGCAACCGCAUGUCCAUCGCCUCAUUCUACAACCCCGGCGCCGACGCCGUCAUCUUCCCGGCCACGGCGCUCGUCGAGGAGCCGUCGGAGGAGGCGGAGCGUGCCGGGAGCGCCGUGUACCCGAGGUUCGUGUUCGAGGACUACAUGAACCUGUACAUGCGCCACAAGUUCGAGGCCAAGGAGCCGCGCUUCGAGGCCAUGAAGGCGGACGCCGCGCCCAUCGCCACCGCGUGACAAGUACAUAUGCCCGUACGUGCCAGGAUAAUUUGCUGUGGUGUACCGUAGAUAAUUUGCGCAUGCUUUUGUGUGUGUAUUGUUCUCGCUGUUGGAAUCGCCGUGCAUGCCGUGAUGCUUGUGUGUGUUACCGUACGUGUGAGUGAAGUUUCUUUCUUUCUUUUGAAUUGUAUACGUGUGACGUGUGAGGUUAAGUGAUGUAUGUAGUACGUAGUACUUGUGUACCACGGUAUCAAUGGCUUUUUUUUUGCGAAUAUAUGGUAUCAAUGGCUUAACUGCUUAA
This is a messenger RNA of Triticum aestivum (bread wheat), 1400 nucleotides long. RefSeq names its product 1-aminocyclopropane-1-carboxylate oxidase 1. The record is from RefSeq and is a predicted model, not a curated record. NCBI's taxonomy places the organism in Eukaryota, Viridiplantae, Streptophyta, Magnoliopsida, Poales, Poaceae. The transcript has 3 exons. Bases 131 to 1117 code for a protein of 328 amino acids.